Messenger RNA from Daphnia pulex (common water flea), 1150 nucleotides. Its product is annotated as zinc metalloproteinase nas-8-like. The record is from RefSeq and is a predicted model, not a curated record. Gene Ontology annotation, molecular function: metalloendopeptidase activity; zinc ion binding. Gene Ontology annotation, biological process: proteolysis. Lineage: Eukaryota; Metazoa; Arthropoda; Branchiopoda; Diplostraca; Daphniidae. The transcript has 9 exons. The coding region runs from base 134 to 997 and encodes 287 amino acids.
ACGUAUCUAUCACGAUGGGACAGGAUAGUAGUAUAAAAAGGCGAUAUGAAAAAUAGUUUUCCAUCACGCUCGCCCCUUUCGUGAUCUGAAGUCGUGAAUUCACUGUCCGACGAUUUGAUUAAGUUAAAUCAGAAUGGCGUUUGACAAAACACUUUUGUUCGUGGCCAUCUCCCUGACGUUGUCCAGUUGCUGGAUCCACUCGGCCAGAGCCAAUCCCGUCCCGACAGAAGACGACAAUCAAUUAGAUCGGGAUGAUAGUUUCAAAGCUGGAAAACCAUUGACGGAAGAAGAAUUUAAUAGUGGAGCUACUGGAAACAAAGGAGCUUCUAUGAACAACCGGCCAUGGGAACAUCAACAAGGCGGUGACGUGCCCCCCAGUAAUGGAAAUAAAAAGAACGGAGACGUCAAAUGGCCGGGUGGACGAAUUCCCUACGUCAUAUCAAGCGAUUUCUCGCCUGAAGAACGAAAAGUAAUCGGUUCCGGUAUAGUAGACUAUCACAAACAAACCUGCCUCCGCUUCGUACCCCGCAAAUCGGAAAGCGAUUAUCUCAAAAUCAUCAGGAGCAAGGAAUCCAAAAAUGGAUGGUCUGCUUAUCCCGGCUGCUGGGCGCAGAAAGGAAAUGUGGGUGGCGCACAAGAGUUGAGUCUCGACAACGGAUGCGUUUACAAAUCGACUGUCAUUCACGAACUGAUGCACGCCGUCGGAUUCGAUCACGAACAAGAGCGCCCUGACCAAAGUCGUUACAUCACCGUGAAUUACAAAAACAUCAAGCCAGAGAAUCACCAGUGGUUCACCCCUAAACCGAGAGACGCAGUCAACACUAUCGGACAAUACGAUAUCAACUCGGUGAUGCAUUAUGAAGCUUAUGCCUUUGCCACUGACAGGUCCAUUCCGACAAUGGUAGCCAAAAAUGGGAAAAAGAACAUGGGGAAUGAAAAUGGAUUUAGUACGUCGGACGUACAAAAACUCAACACGCUGUACAGCUGUUCUGGUUAAUCAAGGAGGGACUGCGCAGACAUUUAAAGCAACGAAAUAGAUUUGUGUCUGACGUUGUGUAACCGGAGAAAAUUCAGUUGAUGUCCAACUGCCUUCCUACUGGCGAUGACUUUCAUUUGUGAACUAUCAAUAAAAGUGUGCAGAAUAUAGUAA